UACUUAUAGUUGUCAAAACUAAUUCAAAAAACUUUUAACACGAGUAUUUGUACAAAGAAACUGGACUUCUAAUUCCUUCUUUUGCUGACACCAUUUGUCAGGACAGAUUAUUAAACAUAACUAACCUAUAUGAAAGAAACAUGGAGAAAGUCCCGGAGUAUCUUAUGAUCGGGUAUUUAUAGUGAGCUAUUAAUGGAUGUAGGCUCUACUGAGAUCAUUUUCAAUCCUGAAAAUAUCACUUUCAACUUAAUAAUCAUUUCUUCAAAGUGUGAGGUCUUCCCUCUUUCAGAAGGUGAGGAAAAAUUGUAUAUUUUCUCAAUUCAUAGGAAAAGUAGUAAUUUUUUUAUACACUCAUUAUACUACAGGUAUAGUCAAAUACUAGUAGUUGCUUGUCUGUAUAUUUUGUUAAUAUAUUUCUGGUUUUUGCUACAUGUGCAAUUACAGAGCAAGGCCUUGAAAUCACACAUUACAUGGAUCAGGUAAGAAAUUAAAUGAUGCAAGUUUGCUAUGAAUUGCUGCUGCUCAACUUUAAGAUGUUUCCAGGAUUAUUCCAAACUUUGUAAGUGGCAUGUUAACAACUUCCUUCAUUUUGCUGUGCUUAUUCAUUUUGCUAAUUUAUUUAUUUGCUUUCAGUUUAGUUUAGUUUAGUUUAGUUUACUUUGCCCUGUAUUUUUGCUUGAUUUUUUCAGGCCAACUCCUGAAAAAGAGAAGUAGAAGUUUUGAAAAGGUAAAACAGAUGAGAGGCUUGAGCCUAACAGAACAUCCGUGAUUUUAAUCUAUAACAGCAUGUAGCUGAAUGUGCGAAAGAACAGUAUGACUGCUUAUGCAUGUAACAGUGUACAUCUACACACACUGUACUGUUUAAUAAUUGAUUUGGUCAUUAAUGAUUUUUAAUGAUUUCUUCUUAAAUUUUAACAUUUAGACUUAAGAAAUAGUAUCAAUGGGAUUUAUUUCUAUGCUCCAUUGUAUUACAAUCUUAAAGAGGUAAAACUAUUUUUAAUUGAACCCUUUCAAUUUGGCCAAUAUUUUUUUAACUAACCCUAUUCUUAAGCUUUUUUUUUCUUUAAAGCAACUCCAUUGUGGUUACACCAGUGUUUUUUAUUUCUCCCUGCAUUUGGAUAUAUAUUGUUGCAGUAUUUUUACAUAUCCCCUACAAGUAUUAGAAAAAAACCAGACAUGCACUGAUGAAGAAUACAGAAUUGUAAGUUUAUCUGUUCUAAAUUGCUGUAGAUUAUGCACAUAAAGUGGUAAAGUGGAUCUUAUUUCAAGCAUGGAUUUUGAUGUUGUUUCAGUUGGAAUGCUGAUGCACAUAAUAGCACAAAUCUAAAAUACUUCCUGACUGCAAAAUAUGGCCCUAAUGAUAUCUUUGUUGAAACAGUUUGAACAAAAGCUGUUAUUAAAAAAUUUAAUGUCCUUCACUUGUCCUUCACUUCCAGGCCCUCUGUGAACAAAAUGAAAAAACAUCCUAAGUCUUAUUGCACAUCUGUCUUCCUACUAAGAAAAUGUCAGAGCACAAUUAUGACGGUAUUUGAGAGUCUGAAAGACUUAAGAGGGAAUGACUAUUUAUCUGAAAACUAAGUUUUCCUUAUUUUUAUUGCUUUCUAAUAAGUAGUGCCAGAAUAAGUAGCUAUUCUGUAAGUUCACUCCGAGGAACAGAGAUAAUGGCACAUGCUAUUGGAAUAGAAAAUCUUUACUCUGUUCUAAAUAGAAUAACUCUUUGCAACACAAAUGUAAAUACCUGGGAGGACGCUGGAGCUUGAGAUGGAGAAGUUUCGACUCAUUUAUUUUAAACUUUGUUUCAUUUCUUGUGAUACUUAAACAGCAAUUGCUAUUUCUAUUAUUCCAGAUUUAACCUGUAGAUUUAACAUCUGCUUCCAAUUAAAAAGCAGUGUUUCCCUACAGAAAGUGAGCCAGGUGGUGCUGAUUUGCCAUGUAUAAUUCUACAUAUAUGUUCAAUGAUGAUUCUGAUGAUGAACUCCCAACCCAACAAGCUAUUCAGGAAAGCUUACAAGAUAGGCAUAAAAUUGAAACAAGUGGCAGUGCAACAGAUGAUGAAAGUUUCCAGAAUAUUGCAAGUGAAGAACAUGGGAAGAUAAUUGCGGCAAUUCGCACAGGCCAUGAAGAGGCCUUGAUGAAGUUGGUGAGGCACAGUUCUGCUUUUGAAGAAGCAGAUCAGCAAGGCUGGCUUCCUGUGCAUGAAGCUGCAGCACAGCUAAAUAAGAACAUCCUUGAAAUAACUUUGAAAGCCUCCCGUGCCAUUACGUGGGAACAGACCACUCUAAAAGGGGAAACACCUCUCUUGGUGGCAGUAAGAAAUUGCUUUGUAGACAAUGUCCGCUUUCUCCUGCAAAAUGGCAGCAAUCCCAAUGUUAAGAAUGAAGAGGGAGAUUCUCCUUUAGUUAUAGCAAUUAAACAAGAUUCAUAUGAGAUUGCCUCCUUGUUGAUAAGCUCUGGUGCAAAAGUGAAUUUGCAGUGUGUCCACAAGAGGACUGCUUUACAUGAGGCAGCCAGACUAGGCAGGAAGGAUCUGGUGAAGCUUCUCCUUCGUUCUGGAGCAGAUCCUGACCCUCGCAGUGGAUAUGGGCUCACACCUCUAGCACUGGCUGCACAGAUCGGACAUACAGAAAUUAUGGAGCUGUUAUUGCAAAAAGGUGCAAAUGUUCUUUCCCAGGCAAUGGAUUGUGCUUCUGUAUUAUUUGAAGCAGCAGGAGGAGGAAAUCCAGAAUCUCUGAGUCUUUUACUAGAAUAUGGGGCUGAUGCCAACAUACCAAAGCACUCGGGUCAUUUGCCAAUCCACAGAGCAGCGUACAGAGGACACUUUCUAGCCCUAAAAAAUUUAGUUCCAGUUACUAAUUUUGAUGCCAUUAAAGAAAGUGGGAUAAGUCCAGUUCACUCGGCAGCAGCAGGAGCACAUCCUCAGUGCCUUGAGUUUCUCCUCAAGUCUGGGUUUGAUGCCAAUUUCAUGCUGGAUCAGAGAGUUCGCAAAGGCUACGAUGACCACCGGAAAUCAGCAUUGUACUUUGCUGUUUCCAACGGGGAUAUCUGUUCAACACGGUUACUGUUGAAUGCUGGAGCCCUGCCAAACCAAGAUCCCAUCAACUGCCUCCAAAUCGCCUUGAGAAUGGGCAACUAUGAGUUAAUGAAUCUACUGCUCCGACAUGGGGCUAAUGUCAAUUACUUCUGCAGAGUGAAUACAACCCAUUUUCCAUCAGCUCUGCAGUAUGCUCUGAAAGAUGAAGUCAUGUUAAGAAUGCUGAUGAACUAUGGGUAUGAUGUGCACCGCUGCUUUGAUUGCCCUCAGGGAAACAGUUUGCAUUCCCAGUAUGUAACUGAUGGAUGGACUUCUACUGUUAUCAAAGACACAAUGUUCUGUGAAGUGAUAACCUUGUCAUGGUUGAAGCAUCUGUCUGGGAAAGUAGUGCGAGUAAUGUUAGAUUAUGUUGAUCAUGUUAAUAUCUGCUGGAAGCUAGAAGCAGUGCUUAAAGAACAGGAACUCUGGCCAGACAUCAACUCGAUUUUAACAAAUCCUCGCUCUCUGAAGCAUCUUUGUCGUCUGAAGAUACGGGAAUGCAUGGGCCGGUUGCGUCUCCGUUGUCCUGUCUUCAUGACCUUCCUUCCACUGCCAAACUGCUUGAAAGACUACGUACUGUACAAGGAAUAUGAUCUUUAUGGUCAGGAAAAUGUCAGAGGAACCUACAGCCUCAACUGUACAUAAUUAUUAGUUCUGUUUUGAAGGGAACGUUGACGUGGAUAAGACUUAUGCAGCUGCUUCUUCCUUUUGGGCUCUUUAUAUUAAGGCAUACCAGCAUUCCCCCCUCAUCCCCUGAAGAAAAUGGGGAGAACCCCAGAAUGUAAGUACUGGUGAUCCCAUUCUACAGAUCUGCUGGAAUAAAAACUAUCUGAAAGUUAUGGCAAUAGUAUUUUAAAUGCUUAGUGUGAAAAGUUAACUGUAAAAUGUAGCACUGCACACCAUGCGCCAUUGCUAAGGUAAAGCCUGUCAUCACAGAUAACACUACCCCCAUUGCAGGGUUAAACUCAUGGUUGAGUUAAAGGUCCAGGAUUUAACUAACAUGGAGAAGGGACAUCGUUCUUUUUUCCCUUGUCAAGAACUAGAGUUUUUGUUUGUGAAGUCCUGCAUCGAAGUUCCAAAGAGCAGCCUAAAGGAGAUUUGCAUUUUUCACCCUAUUAAGCAAUCCCACAUUCUAAGAGGUGAAGUGGGAUUAGCAGCUAUAGACACCUCUGCUUAUCACAGCAGCUAGUGUGAAAUACCGAUGUUUCAACAAGAAGGUACUAUUUCUGAAAGAUGUGUUUUAGUUCUCAACUGCAUUCUCAGGUAUUGAUACAUCUUGUCCAUUAUGUAUUUUGAUUGCUGUCUCUAGAACUAGGUUUUGCUUUUACAGUGCGACCCAAAGGCAUGCUUGCAAUUUUUGGAGUUUCUCUUCAUAUAGUUGAAGCUUAACC
This is a messenger RNA of Phalacrocorax carbo (great cormorant), 4461 nucleotides long. NCBI's taxonomy places the organism in Eukaryota, Metazoa, Chordata, Aves, Suliformes, Phalacrocoracidae. The record is from RefSeq and is a predicted model, not a curated record.